Molecule: messenger RNA, 1681 nt
Organism: Gallus gallus (chicken)
Lineage: Eukaryota; Metazoa; Chordata; Aves; Galliformes; Phasianidae
Gene: CXCRL
Product: C-X-C motif chemokine receptor 1
Exons: 3
Coding region: 298-1374 (358 amino acids)
Biological process (GO): G protein-coupled receptor signaling pathway; immune response; neutrophil chemotaxis
Cellular component (GO): membrane
Molecular function (GO): C-X-C chemokine receptor activity
Source: RefSeq, a predicted model, not a curated record
AGCCGGGCGGUGGCGGCGGUAGUGGCGCAUGAGCAAAAGCCACCGGUCGUGUCCUGUCCCCCCCCGCGUGACGUCACUCGUUACCCCCGCCUACCUCCGGGGGGCGUGACCGUGCUGGGUGUGGGACCCGGUGGCGGCAGUGGGCCCGCGUCCCUGCGCUCCCCAGGGGCUCCGUUUCGGGGUGACGGCGGGGGACAUCCCGUGGCAGCCCUCGGCCGGGCUUCGGAGUGGCCGAAUCUGGGAGCUGGGAAAGGGAGAAGAUUUGGGGUGCGGCAGAGGCAGCGAGUGGCGGGCAGAAUGGGGACAUUUUACGCUGACGAACUCUUGGACAUCUUAUACAACUACACUUCUGACUAUGGCAACUACAGCCUGGUUCUGCCUGACAUCGAUGUCUCCUCUUCCCCAUGCCGUAAUGAAGGCUCCGUAGCCAACAAAUACUUGGUGGCCUUCAUCUACUGCCUGGUCUUCCUCCUCAGCAUGGUGGGCAAUGGGCUGGUGGUGCUGGUGGUCACCUCCGGCCACAUAAACCGCUCUGUCACCGAUGUCUACCUGCUCAACCUGGCUGUGGCCGACCUGCUCUUUGCCCUCAGCCUGCCGCUCUGGGCCGUCUACUGGGCCCACGAGUGGGUUUUUGGCACCGUCAUGUGCAAAGCCAUCUCGGUGCUGCAGGAAUCCAACUUCUACAGCGGCAUCCUGCUGUUGGCUUGCAUCAGUGUGGACCGCUACUUGGCCAUCGUCUACGCCACCCGCGCUGCCACCGAGAAGAGGCACUGGGUGAAGUUUGUCUGUGUGGGCAUCUGGGUGUUCUCGGUGCUGCUCUCCCUGCCCGUGCUGCUGUUCCGUGAGGCGUUUGUCUCAGACCGCAAUGGCACGGUUUGCUACGAGCGCAUUGGCAAUGAGAAUACCACCAAGUGGAGGGUGGUGCUGCGGGUGCUGCCGCAGACCUUCGGCUUCGCCCUGCCCCUCCUGGUCAUGCUCUUCUGCUAUGGUGUCACCGUGCACACCCUCCUGCAGACCAAGAACGUCCAGAAGCAGCGCGCCAUGAAGGUCAUCCUAGCUGUGGUGCUGGUCUUCCUUGUCUGCUGGCUGCCCUACAACAUCACGCUGGUGAGCGAUACCCUCAUGAGGACGCGUGCCAUCACCGAGACCUGCGAGAGGAGGAAACACAUCGACACAGCCCUCUCCAUCACGCAGGUCCUUGGCUUUGCCCACAGUUGCAUCAACCCCAUCAUCUACGCCUUCAUCGGGCAGAAGUUUCGCAACAGCUUCCUCAAGAUCCUGGCACAGCGUGGCUUCAUCAGCAAGGAUGCUGUGGCACGCUACGGCCGCACCUCCUACACUUCCACCUCUGGCAACACCUCCACCACCCUCUGAGCCCCACUGCUCCCCAAGACCCGGUGCAUGCAGUCCUGGCACCCCACGCACCCCAGCAUCCUAACACAAGACACAGCCUUGGGCAGUGGGCUUGGCCCCCUGGCACACAGAUGGGUGUCACUGUGGGCUGCACGUGGUCACACUGCGCACGCGAAGGCACAUCAGCAUGGGGGUCCCAAUGGAAAGAUGCUGAACGCUGCCCACCCUCCCUGCGCUUUGGGAUAAAGCUUAUGAGUCUGAGGACAUCACGGCCCCAGUGUGGCAAUGACAGCUGCCCAGAAAUAAAGGAGGUGGCAAGUUUUUCACA